This is a messenger RNA of Theileria equi strain WA, 546 nucleotides long. RefSeq lists its product as hypothetical. The record is from RefSeq and is a predicted model, not a curated record. Lineage: Eukaryota; Apicomplexa; Aconoidasida; Piroplasmida; Theileriidae. The coding region runs from base 1 to 546 and encodes 181 amino acids. The transcript has a single exon.
AUGAAGAUCCUGGCAAAUUUACUGAAUAUAGUAAGGGUAUACUUUGGGUAUGAAACUCCUAUGGAGAAAAUACCAGUUGAGGUCGACAUCAAGAGAAUUGAUCCUAACAAGUUUUUGGUAGAAGAUCUUCAUAUGAAUGGAUUUCAUUUCAAAAAGUACAGCAUAGGGGAAUCAGAAAAUCUAUGUACGGUGCUAGAUGAUGGAUAUGAAGUAUGGUAUAGCGACCAAACAGACUCCUCAGUUACAUCAUUCAUUGUCAGGGAUGACCUGGAGAUGAUAAUAUUGUUGACUUCAAAAGAUGUCAUUUGCAUGAGAAAGUCCAAUUUUUGCUGGAAAAGGCUCGAAAAUGAGGGAUUGAACUUUAGGAUUAAUGCUGAAAGUCUGGCAAAAGUCGUUAACAAAGAAAGACCAAACUUUCGUAGAACCCGUGGGUUCCGCUUGAGUAAUUCAAAGUUCAUGGAUGAUGAGAUGUCAUGCUUUACUAAUGGAUUCUCCUUCCCUACACUAACAUUUUGUCUGUCCAUCCUGUACCAGACGCUCUUUUAG